AUGAAAAUCAUCCUUACCGGCUCCACAGGUUUCAUCGGCACCGAAAUCCUCUCCCAACUCAUCUCCCACAACUACAUCACGCACAUCUACCUCCUCACACGACGUCCCCACCCUUCGCCCCAAGCCAACAGUUCACGAAAAGUCACUCAAAUCCUGCACGAAGACUUUGAAUCCUAUUCCGAUUCCCUCCUGCAACGGUUUCGCGAAGAAGGCGUCGAAGCAUGUAUUUGGAGUCUGGGCGUGGGGCCGGGCAUGGCCACGACGAGUAAUAUCGAUGCUGCGAGGAAAGUGGGAGUGAAUUAUCCUGUCGCGGCUGCAGAGGCGUUUCAGGCGGGGAUUGCAAAGUAUAUGGAGCCAUAUGUGGGAUUUCCGGAGAAGCAGCCAGCGGCGGGACAAAAGAGGUUUCCGUUUCGGUUUGUGUUCAUUUCUGGGUGGGGAGCGGAGCAGGAUCAGUUUCGCCGGUUGUGGAUGUAUAAUGAGAGUCGCAAGAUUAAA
Sphaerulina musiva SO2202 is the source of this 495-nucleotide messenger RNA. RefSeq lists its product as uncharacterized. The transcript has a single exon. Lineage: Eukaryota; Fungi; Ascomycota; Dothideomycetes; Mycosphaerellales; Mycosphaerellaceae. The annotation marks the transcript as partial. The record is from RefSeq and is a predicted model, not a curated record.